CUCUCCUUUCCUGCAAUGGCGGCGCCUGCGGAGGCCUCGCUGGGGGCCCUUCGGGGGUCUCUGGGCUCGGUGCUUUCGGGGCUGCGGGGCGGAGAGGCCCCCGGAGGAGAGGCGGCGGCGGCUUUCGAGGCGGGGCGCUUCUGGGCAUCCCUCGCGGGGGCCUUCGAGGCGGCCUCCCGGGAAGCCACCCAGCUCAGCCUGGCCUUCGCCCGGGAGCCCCCCGACGGAGAGGCGGGCGAGCGUCUGGCCGGAGGCGUCCAGCAGGCGGCGCUGGCGGCGGCCUCGGUCUACUACCAGCUGCCCAAGGGCCAAGGGACCACGCUGCGCAAGGCGGUGCGCGAUGCCACGCUGGAGAUGCUGGAGGGCCUGGUCCAGCUGACGGAGGCCAUCCUUCGGGCGCCAGGGCUGCCCAGUGUCUCUCGGGAGCAGCUGGUCUCCACCGGAGGCCUCUGGGAGGCCUGCCACCGCGUCUCUGCCCUGCCUCGAGAUAACCAAGCAGCAGUGGCCUGGGUCCUUUCCUCCUGCCUGGGGGUCGUGAGGGAUGCCCUGGAGGAGAUGGAGCAGGCGCAGACGGAAGGCGGGGACCCUUACGGGGAUGUCCUUGAUGAUGAUGACCUUGGCACUCGGGGAAACCGGGACGUCUACUGGUCGGAGGCUGACCGGCGGCUGCUGGGCCCCUGCCUGGGGCUGGUGAAGUCCGCCAAGGCCUGCCUGAAGAAGGUCCUGGGGGCAGUCAGGGCCCAUGGCCAGGUGGACACAGCGGAGCAGGUGGCCCAGCUGGAUGACCUCGCAGACAUCGCUGGAGAUGUUAGUCCAAGCGUGGAUGAGCUGGCGCUGAGCACCUACCCACCUGUGAACCAGCUGACUCUGCGACUGAACGCGGCAAAACUGGCAUCUGUGCUGAAGAAGAUGCUGGAAAUCACCAGGGCCAGCCACGUUUGCCCACCAUCCGAGGAGGGCUGGGUGCAGUUCCUUGCAGGUGCAGUCGAUCACAACCUGGACAGAAUCAAGGGCUUGACUCAGGAGCUCCUUUGAGGGGCCAAAUUGACUCUUGGUGGUUGUUCCUGGGCUGACCAGCCAGCCCUCCAGCCUCCAUAGAAGCCCGCCACUGGCUUCCCAGGAAUCAGCAGCAGCAGCAGAGUGAUGGGGCUCCUGGGUGACAGAGAAACUGCUGCUGCAGCUGCUGCCACCGCCUUGGGUGUAUAUGGACGCUUGGGUCCGUGGCAAUAAAGGGCAGGCAGGGCUGCUGUUGGCCCUGAUCCUGUGCAGGAGCCAA
This is a messenger RNA of Sceloporus undulatus (fence lizard), 1276 nucleotides long. RefSeq names its product cyclin D1 binding protein 1 (gene CCNDBP1). The record is from RefSeq and is a predicted model, not a curated record. Gene Ontology annotation, biological process: regulation of cell cycle. Gene Ontology annotation, cellular component: nucleus. Bases 16 to 1035 code for a protein of 339 amino acids. The transcript is spliced from 11 exons. Lineage: Eukaryota; Metazoa; Chordata; Lepidosauria; Squamata; Phrynosomatidae.